Messenger RNA from Opisthorchis viverrini, 192 nucleotides. RefSeq lists its product as hypothetical. Lineage: Eukaryota; Metazoa; Platyhelminthes; Trematoda; Opisthorchiida; Opisthorchiidae. The transcript has 2 exons. The annotation marks the transcript as partial. The record is from RefSeq and is a predicted model, not a curated record.
AUGCACCGCAAAAAGGUGCAGGAGUUGUGCCGGAGAGGACAAUCGGGAUGGGCAGGGCCGCAUGUUUAUUCCUCGGCACGUAUGGAGCCUAAAAAUUGGUGCACGAUCAAGGCUUUACAGUGCGGUGGACAACGACAAGACUGGGGGAAUGCAAAAUCAGGCGGAAAUGCUCACCAACCACGUCAUGAAUAA